AUGUUUUCAUUCCCCUACAUUGAAGGUCUGAAGUGGCAUGCUGUACGGAGAAUGUCCCCAGUUUUCUUUCAUACAGAUAAAGAUAAAUAGAAGUUUAAAUGCAGAGUCUCUGGAUGCAAUCUCGGAGUCAUCGGAAACCGACCCCCCUUGGACUGAUACCAUACCAAGUACUUUUUGUUCAAUUCACACGUUGAAGGCAAGUUCACUUCAUGAGGUGACAAAUGAGAAAGAUAUGUGAUUUAUUAUCCAAUGAACAGUAAGAAAGAGGCUUCUACAAUCUCUGGAUCAUGAACUAAUACAGAUUCAUGAUGGCAGUAGAUCAGUGGACAGGAACAUGGUAAGGUUUCAGAAGCCAUUCUGGAGUUUUGCUCGCCUGUAGCGGCAUAGGCGAGCAAAAUGUCGUCUCUUCUUUGCCUAAAGCAAGACGGUGGAAGUGUACACGUUCAUGACAAUGACGUGAUCCGGGAAUUAGCUGUGGACAGUCAGGAUCACACUAUGACUGCCAUAAUGAACAAAAUAGAAACGAAAGGACGAAAGUCAAGACAGGGUGCAGAAACCACAAAUGGAGAUACAGGGAUGGACUCCCAGAGUCUGAUUGGACAGACGAUGAGGGUACAGGACUGGCUAAAUGAGAAAACAGUGAAAGGACUACAGGAAUUGAAAUCUAAAAACAGAUCUGUCUCCUCGGCAAAGAACAGUUUGUGUGGUGAAGGGGAGAAAUCAGAUAUAGAGACCAGAGAAGCUCGCAAGCUGUACGAACCUCUCCUGCAGACUGAGGACACUUUUGUCAAGAACCUGGAAGAAUACAUCACUUACAAAGAUGUCAUGGAACAGAGGAAGAAGGAGAUGCUCCAUAAGAAAUGGAAUGACCGGGUAUUUGAGCCCCUCAGAAAGAAUAUUAUUGAUGCUAUGGACAGUGACGAUUGGCCAGAACUUGACCGGCGGAAAAGGGAACUCCACAAACAGUACCUGGAGUUUACCAAUCAAAAGGGACAUGUGUUUUUGGACACAAUGGAUCCAGAGGAGUACUACGCCCAGGCACUGAAUGGCCACCGUCCUGCACCCAUCAAGCAUGCAUGUGCUAAAUGGGACAAGCGGAUAGCAGCAGCCAAGAAACACUUUGACCACCAACAUUACAAGGUGUCUACCGCUGCGCUGAGGGAUCCAUUGUUGUCUCAGGGGAGACAACGCAGUGCUGAGGACAGGACUAUCCUUCGCUGUAUCACUGGCUAUAGUUAUACAGACAAGGACCUUGAACAAGUCAAGUUACCUCCCUUGCCUCUGGUGCCACUUGGUCGUCAUGGCACAGAUAGCCUCAAGUGGCUAGAAAUGCCACUGCACAACAUCGAAAGUACACCUCGCAUGGCCAGCAGGCGUCGAAUGCGAGGCACAUUUAACACAAGUAACUUAGACUAUAGAGCCUGGGAAGAUACACCCCAGGACAACUACCAACGCUACAAGGAAAUGCAGAUACAGAGGAAACGAAUAUUCCAGGAAACUCCACCUUUUGAGAAACCCAAAAAGAAUGUGCGCAUAAUACCCCCAAAUCCUCCCAGCCAAGAGCUAAUGUGUGAGUUCAAAGAGCCACAUCCUCCGCUACAGCCACACCCACCUGUGACAGCACCUCCAGAAACGUUGGCUGUCAAAGCCGUACAAUUCACUGACAGUGUACCAAUGGCUGUGGAGUCCUCUUAAUGUUGUGUGAUAAGGUCCUGUUAUACAUACCAUGUAAAGCAUUUAUUGUACCCAAACAUUCCACAAGCGAUCACAAUUAAAUUGUACAGACCCGUUAUCGUUAACUGUUAUGAGUGAUAUUUUUGUAGCCAGUACUAGCACCUUGUGAAGAUCUACCAAACUAUCUGUGCCUAUAGUGCUGUUCCUCUUGUUUGUUUUGUCCACACUGAAUCCCUCACAAGUAGAAGCUACAGAAGGACUUAAUUGUCUUUAUAGUGUCAAAGUGAUGAUGCAUUUUGAUGACAGUAUUCUUAAUUAUUUUUUUUGCUUUAUAUAAGUAACUUGGCAUGUAAAUAAUUUUAAGAUUGUUACCAGUAAAUUUGGGAAUGAAAACAAAUUACAAACUUAAAUUCAAAUUAUUUCUGAUACUCAAAAAUAUAUAUGAUUAGAAAGGUUCUCAUACACAGCUUUGAAGCUUUUGGGAGUUGCACAACUUAGCUGUAGAGUAGUUUAGACAGCCUCUUUGUGAGGCUGUAUGGUAGAUUAGUGCCCACAGUCUCUCGUCCAGUCUGUGGGUAGAUGUGUUGAGUGAGUUAGCACGCUGCUAUGUACUAGUCAUUACUGAACUCAACUUUCCAUCCGACCAGUCCGUCCACUGUGAUGUCGUCAGGCGACUAUCUCUGUCCACACCGCCUCACACUCGUGUCUCCUCAGUCAUUCCACUGUUAUGUCGUCAGGCGACUGUCUCUGUCCACACUGCCUCACACUCGUGUCUCCUCAGUCAUUCCACUUGUACCUCUCGUUUGUCUCCCUUAGUUACUGUUUUAAAAUUUCCUCAUUCUGUGUGUUCCUAUAUCUCCCAAUAAUACACUCAAAAUCAACUUUAUGAUAUUGAAUAUUUACUUUUCUCAAAUCUCGAGUGAUUCAGGAUGUUAAUGUAUAGUGCAUACAGGUAUAUAAAUUAUUUUAUAAUUAUAAAAAAAAUGUCCAUCCAUUAUGUUAAUGUUUUGUUUGUUUUCCUUUUGGAUUUUAACUUAUUAAUGUUUACAUUGACCAUAGUCACAAAUUUGCUCACGUGCUAGGUAUUAUUAUACCAGUUUUACAGCAUUAGAAUUCACUGUCCAAUUAUGUUACUACGUCUAACAAUAUAACCCAAAAUACAUAUCUGUGUGAUAAAUGUUCCAGUGUUAGAAUUCACUGUCCAAUUAUGUUACUACGUCUAACCAUAUAACCCAAAAUACAUAUCUGUGUGAUAAAUGUUCCAGUGUUAGAAUUCACUGUCCAAUUAUGUUACUACGUCUAACCAUAUAACCCAAAAUACAUAUCUGUGUGAUAAAUGUUCGAGUGAAAAUCCCGUCUUGUUAAAACUGUACGACUUUCUUUUCUUAAAUCAAAGUUUGUGUAUGAUAAUGAAAUGGUAGUAUUAUAUAAUAAAGGGGUUGGAUGAGAAGAUCGUCCCGUGUUUAUAUGUCCUUAUGAUCUAGAAAUGUACUGUAACCGUGAGGAGGCAUUGUUGCGAUCUGGUUUUAUACCCUAGCACUUUCAGCAGUCCACCUACAAAGUCCUUGUCCAUGGAUAUAGAUUCACCAGAAACUGACCGGGACAUGCUAGUAGACAGGAGAUAUUGUUUCCUUAAGUUAACCAUCAAUUGGUGCAUAAUACAAUUAUGUCCUAGUAAUUUAUGGCUAAACAGGUUUUAGUUGAUAGAUAAUGAAGCAUUACGUGGUGUGAUAGAGCCAUGUUGAAUACUAGUACUAAGUGUUUCACAGUAGCUGGGGAGUUGUUAAUGUUUUCAAAUUCUAUGUUUUGAAUUUUUUUCUGUGUUUUGAUUUAUGUUGAAAGUGUGUAUAGUUCUGACCUAGCCACUCGAGGAUAACCAUCCUUGAUGCUAUUGUAUAACCGAGAUCAUUUGUAAUUACAUUUUUUUAAAUUUCUAUCCGUUUUUCUGAUGAAUCUCGCUGUGUGACAGUAUCGCCUUGCAUAACAGCUUCCUGGAUUUUUUCUCUAUAAUUGUAUGUUUUGAGUGAUGUUCCAUUGAGAUCCUCGUAUUUUAAUGUUGACCACCAAUGAGGGAGUAGAAUUGCUGUAGGGGCGUUAUCAAUGUUAGAAAUCUAUGCAUUGCUGUUACUUGUCUUGAGCAUCUGUGAUACAUGUAUUAUUGACUAGCUUGUUGCUGGUUGAUUAUUUUAUGGUAAAUAAAAAAUUAAAAACUC
This is a messenger RNA of Mizuhopecten yessoensis (Yesso scallop), 3887 nucleotides long. RefSeq names its product protein FAM228B-like. The record is from RefSeq and is a predicted model, not a curated record. The coding region runs from base 397 to 1695 and encodes 432 amino acids. The transcript has 12 exons. NCBI's taxonomy places the organism in Eukaryota, Metazoa, Mollusca, Bivalvia, Pectinida, Pectinidae.